Messenger RNA from Chrysochloris asiatica (Cape golden mole), 3669 nucleotides. It is a transcript of the gene IKZF4, whose product is annotated as IKAROS family zinc finger 4 (Eos). Bases 662 to 2113 code for a protein of 483 amino acids. NCBI's taxonomy places the organism in Eukaryota, Metazoa, Chordata, Mammalia, Afrosoricida, Chrysochloridae. Gene Ontology annotation, biological process: regulation of transcription by RNA polymerase II. Gene Ontology annotation, molecular function: RNA polymerase II cis-regulatory region sequence-specific DNA binding; DNA-binding transcription factor activity. The transcript has 7 exons. The record is from RefSeq and is a predicted model, not a curated record.
CUUGCCUCUCAGGCAUUUGUUGUGCAGUUCCUCUUUGUCUGCUGGGCACAAGGGCAACAGCAUCUGCCUCCCCCUUCCUGUGCACACCCCUAUUCCCACCCAUUCACUGGCUUGGGAAAGUGAUGCUGUAGCUUAGCAUCCCCCCCAAUAUACACAUAUACAUUCUUUCCAGCCCCCUCCUCAAGCACAUCCAAGCUCCAUAGCUCCCGCGCUCGCACUCUCUCUUACACAUACACACACACACACUCACACACACACACACUCACUCACUCACUCACACACAUACACCCUGGGCUGAGCUCUUCUUGCUGGCUGCAGCCGUGGGCCCCUGCUCACCGUGCCGCUGCUGCUGCCUGCGAAAUGACGGCGGUUCCCCUCACUUCCAGGAAUCCACGCUUCCUGGAAGGUGAGUGGCUGGGCUCACCCCUGCCUGCCACCGAGACGCAGACAUGCACACACCACCCGCACUCCCUCGCCGUUUCCAAGGCGGCGGCCGCGCUCGCACCCCAGGGUCUCACCGGCAAGGGAAGGAUAAUGUAGCGGGGACUCAUCUCUGGAGAAAGAGUUCCUCGGGGCCCCAGUGGGGCCCUCGGUGAGCACCCCCAACAGCCAACACUCUUCUCCCAGUCGCUCACUCAGUGCCAACUCCAUCAAGGUGGAGAUGUACAGCGAUGAGGAGUCAAGCAGACUGCUGGGGCCAGAUGAGCGGCUCCUGGAGAAGGAUGACAGUGUGAUCGUGGAAGAUUCCUUAUCUGAGCCCCUGGGCUACUGUGAUGGGAGUGGCCCAGAGCCUCACUCCCCUGGUGGCAUCCGGCUGCCCAAUGGCAAACUCAAGUGUGAUGUCUGUGGCAUGGUCUGCAUUGGGCCCAACGUGCUCAUGGUGCAUAAACGCAGCCACACUGGUGAGAGACCCUUCCACUGCAACCAGUGUGGUGCCUCCUUCACCCAGAAGGGGAACCUGCUGCGCCACAUCAAGCUGCACUCUGGGGAGAAGCCCUUCAAAUGUCCCUUCUGCAACUAUGCCUGCCGCCGGCGUGAUGCACUCACUGGUCACCUCCGUACACACUCGGUCUCCUCCCCAACAGUGGGCAAGCCCUACAAGUGUAACUACUGUGGCCGGAGCUACAAACAGCAGAGCACCCUAGAGGAGCACAAGGAGCGCUGCCACAACUACCUGCAGAGUCUCAGCACUGAAGCCCAAGCUCUGGCUGGCCAACCAGGUGAUGAGAUACGUGACCUGGAGAUGGUGCCAGACUCCAUGCUGCACUCAUCCUCUGAGCGGCCAACUUUCAUUGAUCGUCUGGCCAACAGCCUCACCAAACGCAAGCGUUCUACCCCCCAGAAGUUUGUAGGCGAAAAGCAGAUGCGCUUCAGCCUCUCAGACCUCCCCUAUGAUGUGAACUCGGGUGGCUACGAGAAGGAUGUGGAGUUGGUAGCACACCAUGGCCUGGAGCCUGGUUUUGGAGGUUCUCUGGCCUUUGUGGGGGCAGAGCAUCUGCGUCCCCUUCGCCUUCCACCUACCAGUUGCAUCUCAGAACUCACGCCCGUCAUCAGCUCUGUCUACACCCAGAUGCAGCCCCUCCCCGGUCGACUGGAGCUUGCAGGGUCCCGAGAAGCAGGUGAAGGACCUGAGGACCUGGCUGAUGGAGGCCCCCUCCUCUACCAUGCUCGAGGUUCCCUGACUGAUCCUGGGGCAUCCCCCAGCAAUGGCUGCCAGGACUCCACAGAUACCGAGAGCAACCACGAAGAUCGGGUUGCUGGGGUGGUAUCCCUCCCUCAGGGUCCCCCACCCCAACCACCUCCCACUAUUGUGGUGGGCCGGCCCAGUCCUGCCUACGCCAAAGAGGACCCCAAGCCACAAGAGGGGUUACCACGGGGCACUCCAGGCCCCUCCAAGGAAGUGCUUCGGGUGGUGGGUGAGAGCGGCGAGCCCGUGAAGGCCUUCAAGUGUGAGCACUGCCGCAUCCUCUUCUUGGACCACGUCAUGUUCACUAUCCACAUGGGCUGCCAUGGCUUCAGAGACCCUUUCGAGUGCAACAUCUGUGGUUACCACAGCCAGGACCGGUAUGAGUUCUCUUCCCAUAUUGUCCGGGGGGAGCAUAAGGUGGGCUAGUGAUUUUCACUCCUCCCCUCAGUCCACUUCACUGCCCUACCUACAGGUGUCUAGCCCUGUCCCUACCACACCCCAAGGAGUUUUGCUUUUCGCCCCCACCACUGGCUACCUGAUUUCAUACCUGACCCUGACCAUUCUUCACCUCUUUUCCUCUACCUUGACUUACUUAGCAUCGUGAUGAGACAGACCUUUUGCUUAUGUUUCCUGUUUUUCUUUUCUCUUAUCCUAGCAUACUUGUUAUUUAUUAAGAAAAUUCGUUUUUUGUUUUGCCUUUUUUUUGUUUUAAACUUGUAUCAAUUCACUUGCCACCCACACAUCCACAUUGCCCUUCCACUUAGGCCUAAAUUUUGUCAAUGAUCUAGCUUCCUCCAACAGCCAGGAGUAGGGAGCUCCUCUUUGGUAUUAUUAAGAGACCUUGAGCUUCUUCUUGCUUAAACUCCUCAUCCUUUAUCUGGUUCUUCACUGUUGAUGUUGAUACCUCCCUCUGGCCCUACCUUAGCUAUGUGGCAUUAUAUCUCCUCUCUUGGACUCUUCAAUCUGGUACUUCAUACCUCUGUGCCCUCUCACCUUGGCAGCUUGCACUCUUCUUGAACAAAUAAAGAAGUUCCUCAUCUGAAAGUAGGAGGGGUUGAAGAAAUCCUCCCUGGGCACCAUGGGACUAAGGGUCCUUUGAUAUUCCCCUAAUAAUAUGAAUUUCCAAAGUCCACAUUCAGGAUCUCCCUCUAGGAUGUGAUAUAGAUAGCUCUUUCCUCUUCUUGAACACCCCUCAUACUGCUCUGGUCUCCUCAGCCUGCCAGUCUACUCAGUGGUGGUCUUUCUCUCCUUGGAAUGCCCCAAUUAUAUAUUCUCAGGGGCCAAGGCUAGGUCUGCAUCCCUCUAUCUCUGAUGCAUUGGGAGCCACAGGUGCCUAAUUGAGAGCCAGGGCAUAGGGCAGGGGUGAGUCAAGAAUUUUCUCUUUCUCCUCCAACUCUCAAACCUCUUCACUCCAGUGACCUUCCUAGUCUCUCAGGGGCUUCUUUAGCCCCCAUCCUAAACUAGCAGGUUUCUGCCUGAUGACAAGGGGUAUCUCAGCCCCUCAGUCAUGCUGCCUUCUUCCUUCUUCCCUGCCCUUCCCCCACAGUAGGAUUCACCCUCUCAUUCACGGACUUUUGGGUCCUAUUUUUGGGUCAGUGGUGGGGAGAAAAGGGUAUAUCUUUUCUCUCUUCUAAUUUUCAGUGUAACCAAAAAUUAUCCCUAGACAAGCAAAGGCACAUGCCCCUCACCCCAUUCUAUCCUUGUCCCAGAAUGGGAUGGGCACAACUGGACCAGGGUCAGCUUUUUACUGCCUCCUUCUACACUCAGCUCCCAGAUAUAGGGCAGGAAGGGGUACUCUCCUCCUGGCUACUGUAGAGACCCUGGCUAUUUGGGUACCCCAGGAUUAGUGAUAUGGGAGCAGGAGAAGUUAUAACUCCACUGGAAGUAGAGGGCUCUUUCUACAAGAGUUCCUUGCCCAAGACCACAGCCAUCCCACUCUCUGCUUCCUUGAGAUUCAAACCAAAGGCUGUUUUUCUAUGUUU